CUUACGUCACCUUCUUUUCUCUGUUUCUAAAAUGGAUUCAUCGACAAAGCCCGCUUCUAAUCCCUAAUCCAUAAUCCUAUUUCUGUCCAACUUAUCAAACCCUAGAUUCAAUUUCCCAAAUAGCACUUCUUUCGUAGAUAUUACUGUAACAGAAAACCAUUUUUCCCCCUUAUUGUAUAAACAUUAAUUUUUAUUUUUUAUUGUUAUGUGAAUUCGGACUAUGAAACCAGCUGAAUCAGAAGCCUCAGGCCCAGAUCGCUGAGUAAGGGAGAAAUCUGGGGAAAUAAGGAGCAAAGGGGAAACGUUUGGUUUAGUUUUUGGGUUUUGUGGGUUGUCUGAGGUAUGCAUAGAUCUGGUGUUACGAUGGCUUGGAAUGUGUUUAAGUUCUGUACAGCUCUUCGUGGUCUGGGCUCGAUCAUGAUCCUUUUGGUUCUUGGGGUCGUGGGUGUCACCUAUUACGCUGUCGUUUUGACUAAUUAUGGACCAGCACUCUACGAUGGUGGUCUUGAUUCGCUCAUUGCUUUUAUUGUCUUGAUCUUGUUCCAUUCCUUGUUGGUGAUGCUGUUAUGGAGUUAUUUUUCUGUCGUUUUGACUGAUCCGGGUAGUGUUCCGCCAAACUGGAGGCCUACUGUUGAUGAAGAGAUAGGAGAGGCCGACCCCUUGAAUGGGUCUGAGUUCACUGGUUUGCAGACUGACCCAUCCAAUCAAAGAGUUCGCUACUGUCGAAAGUGCAACCAGCUGAAACCGCCUCGCUGCCAUCAUUGCUCUGUUUGUGGGCGGUGUGUGCUAAAAAUGGACCACCACUGUGUAUGGGUUGUUAACUGCGUAGGGGCAUUAAAUUACAAGUACUUUCUUCUGUUCUUGUUCUACACAUUUCUUGAGACUAGUCUAGUGACGUUAUCGUUGCUUCCACAUUUUAUCGCAUUUUUCAGUGACGGAGAAAUUGCUGGAACACCAGGAACCCUUGCAACUACAUUUCUUGCCUUUGUUUUGAAUCUGGCGUUUGCUUUAAGUGUCAUGGGGUUUCUGAUCAUGCAUAUAUCCUUGGUAUCAGCAAAUACCACAACUAUUGAGGCUUAUGAGAAGAAAACCACUCCAAAAUGGCGAUAUGACCUUGGGCGAAAGAAGAAUUUUGAACAGGUGUUUGGGGCAGAUCAGCGAUACUGGCUCGUCCCAGCAUAUUCCGAAGAAGACUUGCGAAGAAUGCCUGCACUUCAGGGUCUUGAGUAUCCAUCGAAGCCUGACUUCGAUUGUCAGUAGUUCUGUAAAGUGAGAACCAUUUUAUAUGCCAAGACACCAGAAAAUUUUCUUUGUAAAUUAGAUAUGGGACCCCUGCAGAAGGGUCCUUUUAUAAUCAUAACUGAUCCGACUGCUUACCAUACUCGAGAUCACUCAUUCCCACAGCCAUAUUCCUGAAACUUGAUAGUUUGUAGAGAGAGAGAGAAAGAGAGGUAGAAAGAGAAGGAGAGGCAGAGGCAGAGGGGGAAGAAAUGGAGGAGCAAGAAUGAAAGAUGAGAAAGAGUGGUUUAUGGGUCUAAGAAAUGCAGGGGAAGGCAUGCUUGAUGUUUUAUUUAUAAUUUUCUCAAGAAAGAUGGGAAGUGUAAAACAGAAAUGUUAACUCUCCUUUUUUAUUUUAUGUGGCUGAUGCUAGUUACGGUAGAUUUUGUUCAUCGGUAGAAUCAGUGUGAUCUGUUAAUCAAUUGUUGAAUGUCAUAUUAUUUAUUCUCAAAUGUCUUAUUUUA
Messenger RNA from Humulus lupulus (European hop), 1742 nucleotides. RefSeq names its product probable protein S-acyltransferase 14. Lineage: Eukaryota; Viridiplantae; Streptophyta; Magnoliopsida; Rosales; Cannabaceae. The record is from RefSeq and is a predicted model, not a curated record. Bases 343 to 1260 code for a protein of 305 amino acids. Gene Ontology annotation, molecular function: protein-cysteine S-palmitoyltransferase activity. The transcript has 7 exons. Gene Ontology annotation, biological process: peptidyl-L-cysteine S-palmitoylation; protein targeting to membrane. Gene Ontology annotation, cellular component: Golgi apparatus; endoplasmic reticulum.